This is a messenger RNA of Spodoptera exigua (beet armyworm), 1078 nucleotides long. NCBI's taxonomy places the organism in Eukaryota, Metazoa, Arthropoda, Insecta, Lepidoptera, Noctuidae. The record is from the annotation of a GenBank genome assembly.
CAUCAACAAUGAACUGACGCUUAAUAAUAAUAAUGAACCCAUAAUCAAAGAAAAAAUGACUAACGUUAAAUUAAAACUCAUGUUCUUCCUUCUAAACGCUUUGCUGACAGCAGACAUAGUCCACGCCCGACCAUACUCCGACAUGAACAACACAGAUAUUGUCAUAAAAUUCGGUAACAAUAACACUUUUAAUUUACCCAUCGAUCCUAACUCUGAUACACUCAUCGUAGCUGAAGAGACAGAUGAAGAAAUUAGAGAAACGGACAGAACAUCCAAAUCUGAACUUGAAGGUCUUAUGAAUGCCGAGCAAGGCAGAGACGAAGACCUAUCAAAAAAAGUGAUGAGAGACCAGACAAAGACCAUGGAUAUACCAAACGGAGAAGGAGGUAAUGUCGAAAAACAAAUGAACAUAUCAAGUAGUCUUCUAGACGAUAUAAUAAAUUCAGAAACAGACAGAGAAGAUACAAUUACUGACAUACUAUUUAGGCCAGAAUCCGAGUUCGCGGAAGACAUGCCAAAAUUUGAAUUUUUGAUAGCAGCAAAAAUAAAUGAGAGUGACUUUUUAAAUAGAAGUGUUAGUGAGAUAGAAAGGGACAGGAACAGUAGUGAUGUGCUGAAAAAGGUGGAUUAUGUGGAGCUGGUAGAGGUGGCUAAGCCAUCGAAGGAGAACAGGAGUGCGCUGAUAAUGAACAUCACUGGACAUGAAGUGGACAACGAUCUGGCUCCUGAUACGAUUUUGUCUGUGUUCUCAGGCUACUCGGACGUGCAGACCCUCUUCCUGGCCUGCUUCGGGACGCUGCUGCCGCUGUUAGCUGUUCUCUUUGCUACGCUGCUCAUCAGAUGUCUCUGUCGUCGCUACUGCCCCACCUUCUGUAAGAAGCACACAGGCUCCACAACUUCAGAGAGCAGCGAGAAGCAGGACAAUAACCACCAACAGAGAGAUAGCCUGUGCCCCAGUAGUGGGAACAUUAAAAUGGCUGAUGAUGAUGAUGAUAAUGAUGGUGAUGAUGAGAACUUUCCCAUUUCUUGGGAUCUAUAUUUUUUUAUCGGGCGGCCCCUUUCUUUGGCCUACACAUAG